Molecule: messenger RNA, 1762 nt
Organism: Trichoderma harzianum CBS 226.95
Lineage: Eukaryota; Fungi; Ascomycota; Sordariomycetes; Hypocreales; Hypocreaceae
Exons: 5
Coding region: 186-1754 (522 amino acids)
Biological process (GO): amino acid transmembrane transport
Cellular component (GO): fungal-type vacuole membrane
Molecular function (GO): L-glutamate transmembrane transporter activity; L-lysine transmembrane transporter activity; L-arginine transmembrane transporter activity
Source: RefSeq, a predicted model, not a curated record
CAUCGCCACCCUCUAGAUCGCUUGUAUUAAGUGUCGUACGCCGGCUACCAUCUGCGAUCCCCGGAGAUUGGCACCGACAGCUGGUCACUCGACCAACUUCCGGCUGAGUACCAGCCAGAGGGUUGCGACACUAGGACCGUUGGGCGGCGCGUCUGCCCACUGAGUAAGCCGUAUUGGGACCGGCUAUGACGAACUACCAAUCCAUCUCAGAUAGGGCCGCCUCUCCUGGGGGCUCCAGCAGCAUGUCAAGAUCGCGACGCCGAGCCGGUAAAGACGGCCAUGGCGGGCAGGCCUCUAUGUUUAGUAGCAUCGUCAACCUGCUGAAUACAAUCGUUGGAGCCGGCACGCUUGCCAUGCCUUCAGUUUUAUCGCACAUGGGAAUUAUGCUAGGAACUCUUCUUAUCCUCUGGUCUGGAUUCACCUCUGCGUUUGGCCUCUACCUCCAGUCCCGAUGCGCGCGUUACCUCGACCGCGGAACAUCGUCCUUUUUCGCCCUGUCCCAGAUGACAUACCCAAAUGCGUCUGUCAUCUUUGACGCGGCUAUCGCUAUUAAAUGCUUCGGCGUUGGAGUGUCAUACAUGAUCAUCAUAGGCGACCUUAUGCCUGGAGUUGCCUUGGGCUUCAACAGCAACGCGGACAAGAUUCCCUAUUUGGUAGACCGGCAUUUUUGGAUCACUGCUUUUAUGCUCCUGGUCAUUCCUCUGAGCUUCUUGAAGCGACUCGACUCACUCAAGUAUACCAGCAUCGUUGCCCUGGUAUCUAUUGGGUAUCUCAUCAUUCUCGUCAUCUAUCACUUCUCCGUCGACCCCCAUGCCGAUCCAAGCAACAUUCGAGUCAUCCAAUGGGCUGGAGCUGUCGAGACCCUCAGCGCACUGCCGGUGGUUGUUUUCGCUUACACAUGCCACCAGAACAUGUUCUCCAUCAUCAACGAAAUCAAGGACAACUCCCCACCCAGCAUUGUGCGAGUUGUUGGAUCCAGUAUUGGGUCCGCGGCAUCUAUCUAUGUCUUGGUGGCCAUUACCGGGUAUAUCACUUUUGGUAAUGCUAUUGUCGGAAACAUUGUGUCAAUGUACCCCACCGGAGUCGCCUCUACAAUUGGCAAGGCAGCAAUCGUUGUGCUCGUCCUAUUUUCCAUUCCUCUACAGGUCCAUCCUUGUCGUGCCUCUCUUGAUGCCGUCUUCAACUGGCGACCCAACAGGGGCAACUCAAGCGGCGGCCGUGCUGGUUCUCCCUUACUGAACUCGGCACCUGCUCAACGUGGGGACCACGGCAGCACUGCGCCGAUGUCUGAUCUCAGAUUUGCCCUCCUUACUACGAUUAUUCUCACUCUAGCAUAUAUCACCGCUCUCUCGGUUAGCAGUCUUGACCGUGUUCUUGCCUUCGUUGGGAGCACGGGAUCUACAUCCAUCAGCUUUAUUCUACCUGGCCUAUUCUAUUAUAAAAUCAGCGACCCCGAAAGCGUCCACCAUCAGCGCCUGGCCAAAGAGGACGACGACAUGGAUGGCUCUGAGGAUUCUGAUGUUGAGGACUCUGGGGCGCUUGCCCAGAGCACCCACAGUAUUCGCAGUGCUGCCAGUGCCGCCAGCGGUCGGAGCGGAAACGCCUUGCGCUGGCGUAGAAAAUGGCGAUGGGACUUGGAGCAUGUCGAUAACGGUCUUUUACGAAAGAUGGCUCUGGCCCUAGCGAUAUACGGAAUGGUCGUGAUGGUGGUUUGCUUGGUCAUGAACAUUUUCUUCAUUACGGCCGCCCACUAAGAGUCAUU